UUGAUAUUUUCAUUGGUCUAUAUUCUCAAUCCGCCCCUGAUUGGCUGAGCGCAGCCGGCCGCGCUACGUCUACCGCCAUCUUCACCGCGGGCUAGAGGAACAGGGAGCGGAGUGAAAAUGGUGGCGUACUGGAGACAGGCGGGACUCAGUUACAUUCGUUAUUCUCGUAUUUGUGCCCAAGCAGUGCGGGCUGCUCUGAAACCCCAGUACCAAGCAGAGGCUAAGAAAGUAGGAGAUAUAAAUGUAAAAGUCAACAAGCCAAAAGAGUAAUGUGAUCUGAAGACCUGAAAGUUUGAAGAUGUAAACUCUUACAAGUUAUCGUCCUUGUUGUUGGAACGCUGAAUGCAAUUGAACACUGCAAUACUGACUAAUGUUGAUUCAAAAUACAGAUAUUAUUUAAACUCUCA
This is a messenger RNA of Mobula hypostoma (lesser devil ray), 407 nucleotides long. It is a transcript of the gene atp5f1e, whose product is annotated as ATP synthase F1 subunit epsilon. Lineage: Eukaryota; Metazoa; Chordata; Chondrichthyes; Myliobatiformes; Myliobatidae. Gene Ontology annotation, biological process: proton motive force-driven mitochondrial ATP synthesis. The coding region runs from base 118 to 270 and encodes 50 amino acids. The transcript has 3 exons. Gene Ontology annotation, cellular component: mitochondrial inner membrane. Gene Ontology annotation, molecular function: proton-transporting ATP synthase activity, rotational mechanism. The record is from RefSeq and is a predicted model, not a curated record.